Linum trigynum is the source of this 1257-nucleotide messenger RNA. The record is from the annotation of a GenBank genome assembly. Lineage: Eukaryota; Viridiplantae; Streptophyta; Magnoliopsida; Malpighiales; Linaceae.
CGCCGUUUCAGCUCGACCCAAUGCUUUGCCCAUCCCCAGCGGCAACCCUAUCCCGAAACGGCGCCGGAUAUCCCCGUUGUUAAGCCGGAGCCAGAGAGCCCGGCGUGGAGCAAGUGGGAUUCGGCGGCAGCUGCGGAAAAGACAAAGCCGAGAGGGAGAAUUUGUAAAGUUUUCUCUUUUAUUGGGUGGGAACUGGGAAACCAUUUUCUUCUGGGCAAGAAAAGAGAGGAGCCCUAGUUCGAACUUCAGUCAGAUGGGCAUUCCUCACUGAUUUCUCCGGGUUGAAGGUGCUACAAGUUGAAAAUGUUUGCCAGGGAGUUCUCAGUUCAGUUGUAAUUUUCCUUUGCUGCUAGCUGUACCUCGAAUUCCACGCGAAAUUGCUUGUUGGUCCGAAGCAUGUAUAGGAUUUCUGGCCGUGAUGUCUCUGCGCAGGGAGGAGGAGGAGGCGGCGGCGGCGGCGGACCAUCAUCGGCGACGGCGAAUAAUUCAUGGGUGUCGCCCACAUCAGUGUCGACGUCGGGGAAGAGGAUACAGAGAGAGAUAACGGAAUUCAGCAUGGAUCCGCCGCCUGAUUGCUCUGCAGGGCCCAAAGGCGACAAUCUCUACCAUUGGGUCUCCACCAUCAUUGGCCCUUCAGGAACACCCUAUCAAGGUGGCAUAUUUUUCCUUGACAUAAUAUUUCCAAGCGACUAUCCAUUCAAACCGCCAAAGGUGGCAUUCAAGACCAGGAUUUACCAUUGUAAUGUCGAUUCUGCUGGCAAUCUAAGUAUGGACAUCUUGAAAGAUAGCUGGAGUCCAGCUCUCACCAUCACUAAAGUGUUACUUGCAGUGAGAUCAAUUUUCACCAACCCUGAUCCUUAUAAUCCUCAAAUUCCUGGUAUUGCACACUUGUAUCUGGCGGAUAGGGCAAAGCAUGACGAGCUGGCUGCAGAGUGGACUCGGAGAUUUGCCAAGUGAUCAUCUGAGAAAUAGCCCUUGAAGUAGUUCCGUUGUUUGUUGUUUCAUAUGUACACAGUUUGGUCAUGGUUACCACUUUACUCGUAAGUCGUAAGUGAAUAAAGUGAUGCUUCUUGAAGUGGAUGCAAACUUCAACUAUGUCCAAUGUACUUUGGUCCUCUACCUUAUGGCCUAAACCAUCGAGAAGGAAAUGCUCAAGGAUCCCACACCUCCAACAUCUAUCGCUCAUGUAUGAACUAAUGGGAAGAUCAUAGAGGAGAAGUCGAGACCUAGCAAAACAAGUAAACUUGAAGUAUCUCA